Molecule: messenger RNA, 1859 nt
Organism: Cygnus atratus (black swan)
Lineage: Eukaryota; Metazoa; Chordata; Aves; Anseriformes; Anatidae
Gene: GIT1
Product: GIT ArfGAP 1
Exons: 11
Biological process (GO): regulation of ARF protein signal transduction; brain development
Molecular function (GO): GTPase activator activity
Source: RefSeq, a predicted model, not a curated record
CCCGUCCUGCUGCAGCUCAGCAACCGCCUCUUCGAGGAGCUGGCCAUGGACGUGUACGACGAGGUGGAUCGCCGGGAGAACGACGCGGUGUGGCUGACGACGCAGAACCACAGCACGCUGGUGACGGAGCGCAGCGCCGUCCCCUUCCUCCCCGUCAACCCCGAGUACUCGGCCACCCGCAACCAGGGCCGGCAGAAGUUGGCUAGGUUCAACGCCAGGGAGUUCGCCACGCUGCUCAUCGACAUCCUCGGGGAGGCCAAGCGCCGGCAGCAAGGGAAGAGCCUGCUGAGCCCCACGGGCGACCUCGACUUCUCCCUGCGGAGCCAGAGCGACCUGGACGACCAGCACGACUACGACAGCGUCGCCUCCGACGAGGACACGGACCAGGAGCUGCUGCGCAACGCCUCCCGCAACAACCGUGCCCGGAGCAUGGACUCCUCGGACCUGUCGGAUGGCCCCAUCACGCUGCAGGAGUACCUGGAGGUGAAGAAGGCCCUGGCCGCCUCGGAGGCCAAGGUGCAGCAGCUGAUGAAGGUGAACAACAGCCUGAGCGACGAGCUGCGCCGGCUGCAGCGCGAGAUCCACAAGCUGCAGUCGGAAAACACGCAGAUCCGGCAGCAGACGGGGCCCCCGCACCCGGCCCCGGCCCCCAGCGAGCGCCCGGAGCACGGGCACCCCCCCGGCACGGCCCCCCCGCACCGCCGGGACCGCCAGGCCUUCUCCAUGUACGAGCCCGGCUCGGCGCUGAAACCUUUCGGGCAGCCGGUGGAGGAGCUGGUGACCAGGCUGCAGCCCUUCGGCAGCAGCGAGGCGGAGGACGAGGCUCUGUACUCCAUGCACAUCCCGGCCAGCGUGUACCGGAUGCGGAAAGGUCCGUCGGCCUCCUCCAUGCCCUUUCCCCCAUCCUCCCCGCUGCUCUCCUGCCCGCCUGAUGGUGCCCGGCACAUGAGCAAACUGGACCGGCACGGCAGCGGCACCGAUAGCGACUACGACAACACCCAGGCGGGCGAGAUCCUGCUUGGCAUGGAGGGGAAGCGUUUCGUGGAGCUGAGCAAGGACGAGGACUUCCCCCACGAGCUGGACCCGCUGGACGGGGAGCUGGAUCCCGGGCUGCCCAGCACGGAGGACGUCAUCCUCAAAACCGAGCAGGUCACCAAGAACAUCCAGGAGCUGCUGCGGGCUGCCCAGGAGUCCAAGCACGACAGCUUUGUGCCCUGCUCGGAGAAGAUCCACUUGGCCGUGACGGAGAUGGCAUCGCUCUUCCCCAAGAAGCCGGCGCUGGAGACGGUGCGGAGCUCGCUGCGGCUGCUCAACGCCAGCGCCUACCGGCUGCAGAGCGAGUGCCGCAAGACCGUGCCCCCCGAGCCGGGCGCCGCCGUGGACUACCAGCUCCUGACGCAGCAGGUCAUCCAGUGUGCCUACGACAUCGCCAAGGCCGCCAAGCAGCUGGUCACCAUCACCACCCGCGAGAAGAAGCAGUGAGCGCCGGCCCGCGCCCUCCUGCACCUCCCCGGCCUCUCCUCUCCUCUCCCCCCAUCUCCUCCUCCCUCCUUUCUGGCGGCGUUUGGCACGCGGGGGUGCAAGUGGCCUUAGCCCUUGCGGGGCCAGGGCGCGGGGCGAGCCCCCGCAUCCCCCCCCCCCGCCCCGGUGCCGCCGCGGAGCUGGUGCUCAGCUGUGGGGUAGGUGCCUGCGUCCCCCUGUACAGACCCCUGCCCGCCCCGCGCAGCCCACCCCCGGGGCAUGCGCCUAACUUAUCCUGUACAUAGCGUGUGCAGCUGCCCGUGCUGGCGGCGGCGAUGUCCCCCCUACCCCUCCUCAUUCCUUGCCGGGCGGCCGGUACCCCUGGGGCCGCCGGCAGC